AGCGAGCGAGCGAGCGAGAGAGGCGUCUGCCUGCCUGGUCCCCUGCUCUCCUGCUGCUGCUGCUGCCGCUGCUGCUGCUCCGUGUCCCGCCGACCGGGGAGGGAGCCAGGAGGGACUCCGCCUUGGUGCCUGUGGCUGUGGCUGCGUCGGGCGGGCGAGGGUCGGCAUCCGUGUCCCGGGAAGGCGAGGCAGAUGCAGGCCAUCAAGUGCGUGGUCGUGGGGGACGGGGCUGUGGGGAAGACCUGUCUGUUGAUCAGCUACACAACAAAUGCCUUCCCCGGAGAAUACAUUCCCACUGUGUUUGACAACUAUUCUGCCAACGUCAUGGUAGAUGGAAAACCAGUAAACCUGGGCCUGUGGGACACAGCAGGACAAGAAGACUAUGACAGGCUGCGGCCUCUUUCCUAUCCACAGACAGAUGUGUUCCUGAUAUGCUUCUCACUGGUGAGCCCAGCUUCCUUUGAAAACGUCCGAGCCAAGUGGUAUCCAGAAGUCCGACAUCACUGCCCCAAUACACCAAUCAUCUUGGUGGGCACCAAACUGGAUCUGAGAGAUGACAAGGACACCAUUGAGAGGCUGCGGGACAAAAAGCUGGCUCCCAUUACGUACCCUCAAGGCCUAGCUAUGGCUAGAGAAAUUGGUUCAGUAAAGUACCUAGAAUGCUCUGCCCUUACACAGCGAGGCCUCAAGACCGUCUUCGAUGAAGCCAUCCGUGCUGUGCUCUGUCCUCCACCUGUAAAGAAGCCUGGCAAAAAGUGCACUGUUUUCUGAGAGCACCUGAGUUAAGCACAUUGUGGUUGUCUCCCUCUUCAUGGUAUAUGAGGAAGGAGUGUUUGCUGGGUGGUCCUGCAAUGGGAGUGGGGCGGGGCCCUUCAUCAUGUACGAAGUCAGUGUUUUUUUAAAUGUCUCUUUGAUUUAACGUCUGUGUUGAUGUAAAAAGAGCCGCAUGGGAGAAACAAGGAGCUCGAUGCUGUCCCACCCUCCAGGGUGGAGCACUGUAUUGGGGGAAGGGAGCAUGCUCCCUGUGACUCUGUGCUGGGGAGGGAACGCGUAAAUGGAAAGACCAGCUCUUUCUUGAUUUAACUUCUAUUGGUGCUAGAGCUUUGUGGUGGAAGCAUAGAAUGAAACCCCACUUGAGGCAGGAAAGACAAACUGGACACAGGCUGAAGAACUAGCCAUGGGUGCUUUAUUGUACAAGACACUAGUUUAUGCUCUACAAUUGAGUCGGAGCAGCUUCUGUGCCAUCCAAUGCUGCCUAUGCUUUUCAGGGCACCACCUGCCCAUGUGCUGCUCCUGAGCUGAUUUUACUUGACCAUCAACUCUCCCAAAGAUGAGGAAGAGAAGCUUGUCCAACUUGGGCAUAACAGAGCUGCCUGGCAGGAGCCUUUCUGUAAGAUGUUUGAAAAGAAAAGGUGGACGGGGGGGGGGGAGAUGCAGGUAGGAGGAUGAUUGCCAACCCCUUCUAUUUGUGAAAUGUAAUGGACUGGGGAAAUGGAGCAUGGAGAGCUUUGCAGGGGUUGGAAUGGAGAUGGGUCGAAUUUUUAAACCAUUGUGUAGCGUGAUGAGCUGAACACCUCUUAUUUUAUACAAUAAACAUUUCUCCAUAAGUAAGGCA
Sceloporus undulatus (fence lizard) is the source of this 1615-nucleotide messenger RNA. It is a transcript of the gene RAC3, whose product is annotated as Rac family small GTPase 3. Gene Ontology annotation, molecular function: GTP binding; protein kinase binding; GTPase activity. The coding region runs from base 193 to 771 and encodes 192 amino acids. Gene Ontology annotation, biological process: regulation of cell shape; cortical cytoskeleton organization; actin filament organization. Gene Ontology annotation, cellular component: plasma membrane; cytoskeleton; cell projection. NCBI's taxonomy places the organism in Eukaryota, Metazoa, Chordata, Lepidosauria, Squamata, Phrynosomatidae. The record is from RefSeq and is a predicted model, not a curated record. The transcript is spliced from 6 exons.